Molecule: messenger RNA, 1413 nt
Organism: Folsomia candida
Lineage: Eukaryota; Metazoa; Arthropoda; Collembola; Entomobryomorpha; Isotomidae
Exons: 8
Coding region: 154-1218 (354 amino acids)
Source: RefSeq, a predicted model, not a curated record
GUAGUAUGAGGCUGAUUAGAUACGGAAGAUGUGUCACCACUACCACACAUCCAUGCAGAACAUAAAACAAUAUCGUGUAUUUUAGUACCCGACUUGUUUGGCACAAAAUAUGUAGGUUAGUGAACAAUCUUGUUUUAUUUCUCGGCCCCAAAAAUGUACAAUUACCGCAACAAUCGGCAACGGAGAAAAAGCUUGAGUCAAAAUUGGGGUUCAUCUUUCUUGAGAACUAAAAUUUCCAGAGAACAGUAUCUACUUGAAAAACGGACCUUAAAGGACAUUCAAUAUUGGGAAUGGCUUUUUAUUGUCAUUUCACUUUUUUCUGUAUUAAUCAACCUAGGAGUAAAUAUUUACCAGCUCACGAUGGCACUGAUCAACCAGGAACGCUACUUAUUCCCAGUUCUUUGCAUGGUUUUUAAUUUGUUUGCCAUUUACUUUACAUUCGUUGGAGCGUUGAAGGAACUUCCAUUUCAAAUUUUGAUGCAACUUGUUACAAAAAUCAUAAUUUGGAUUUUUAACUUGAUAUACUUUCUUACGCCAAAGGAUAAAGAAUAUCAAGAGGAUGAAACUGAAAAUGAAGUGAAAGCUAUCCGAUUCUACGUCUCAUCUUCCCUCCUAUUUCUCACAGUUUGUGUUGGAGGAUUUGUCUUUUAUCAAUAUUGGACUUCCAACUUGUCCUUGUUUAAAACGGUUGGGACAGAACCAAAAUACGUUAACAUGUGCCGAAAGCUUCAUCUUGGUCAGAGUCUCAUCAUUUUGGACGUGGAAAUCACAUUUGUGGCAGUUCUUUUAGCAGCUAGUUCAGGAUUAUCAACAAAUGACCUUUUCGCAUUGAUAGUAUUGCCUGUCGGAGUUCUCCUAGUUGUGAUUUGGGCAUGCAUUGGCUUUUUUGCGAUGAAGAAGGAAAGCAGAAUGUUGACAUACACAUUUUACAUUCUGAGCCACUUGCAACCAGUGUAUGUUAUCUAUCUCCUUGUGAGAUCACCAAAGAGUUCUGUAGGUGGCUUAUUAUUCAACUCCAUUAUUGUAGUAGCUGGACUAUUCUUCAUUAUUCAUGUCAUUUUAUUGGUGACCGUCGUCAAAAUUCAAUUUAAUUACGAUAAAGGGUUAAAACAAGCAGCCGAGAAGGAAAUAGCAAGAACAAAAUCUUUGGCACAAUCACUGAAUGUCAGCACAGAGUUUAUUGACAGACCCAGUGUUCCUAGACAUACAGAGAUUUGAAUUUUAUACAAUUUCGAUAAUUAAAUAAGCAUUUAAAGCUAAAACACAUGUGGUGAUUAUUUACCUAUUUUAGAAUUUAGUUUAAUGUAAAUCCUGUUUUUAAGAAACCAUUUACAUGCGUACUUAUAAAAUAUGCAAAUUAACAAUUUAGUGACAAUCCCAGUGUUUUGAAGAUAAUGAAAUAUAAAAGUAAAA